GGCAUCCCUCAGAGGGGACAUGUGAACUGAUCAUCAGGGCACUGAUGAUCAGUGUGCCCUGAUGAUCUCUGUAGCCCCAGCAGUGCCAUCUGUCAGCGCUCACCCAUGCCACCUGCCAGUGCCCAUCAGUGCCACAUCAAUGCCACAUAAUAAUGCCUACCAGUGCACAUCAAUACCACAUAUCAGUGCCCAUCUGAACUGCCUUUCAGUGUCCCCCAUCAGUGCCACCUAUCAAUGCCAGUCAGUGCCACCUAUCAGUGCUUCCAAUCAUCAGUGCCGCCUAUCAGUGUGCAUCAGUGCCCCCUAUCAGUGCCCGACAGUGCUGCCUAUC
Messenger RNA from Staurois parvus, 331 nucleotides. Lineage: Eukaryota; Metazoa; Chordata; Amphibia; Anura; Ranidae. The record is from the annotation of a GenBank genome assembly.